This is a messenger RNA of Amorphotheca resinae ATCC 22711, 1592 nucleotides long. RefSeq lists its product as hypothetical. Lineage: Eukaryota; Fungi; Ascomycota; Leotiomycetes; Helotiales; Amorphothecaceae. The transcript has a single exon. The record is from RefSeq and is a predicted model, not a curated record. The coding region runs from base 202 to 1107 and encodes 301 amino acids.
CGACGAAAAUAUCUUUUCAUUAGCUCUGGCUAUCAGAUUAUUUUCCAGUGUUAUCACUGGGAUGGAAAUGUCAGUCAAUUUUCAAAUGCUGUCUUUGAAAAGGUAGAUCGCUGUCACUGCCAAUUUUCCCACCUCGGCAAUAUCCAACACAAAAACCUCACCAUUACUUGAACUGGCCGACAGUAAUAUUUUCGUCGCCCAAUGCCAGACAAUAUUUUCGACAUGUCGAGUAUAAUUAUUCAGACGAUCUUCUGCACUCGAAGUUUUGCUUCGAAAUCCGCCGUAGAUCAUGGGAUUCGCGAUGGAUUGUCGAACAUUCCUUUAGGAGGCAUUCCUUCAGGAGGCUCUACCUCCUUUUGCUCCCUUCGCGAAAGACUUAUUUCAAUUGUCGACAACUUUCGACCAUCUCCUCUUCGACACAAAUUUUUUACAACAGUCACAAUGGAAAUGGCGACAAAAGAAGGAAUCUGGUCUGAAAAAUAUACUCUGGAUCUCCCACCAGAUAUAUCACGUGACAAGUCAGAACUCGACUACCUUCGACGAACCAAUAUGGAAGCAGCAGCUGAGGCGGUGGCAAGCCCUCAACUCAAACCAUCUCCUGUACGGAAGGGACAACCAACAAUCAUCUAUCGCCCAACUCUGACUCCAGCUUCAGCAGAAAUUGUUGUACCAUCUCUUAUGGCAAGGGAAACAGCCAGGAACAAGGGACACGAGAUUGAUAGUUGUUCAAUCCCUGCCAAGCAUCUGACGGAAGAGACGCGUCGGGAUUCUGGAGUUGCUAUGGAGGACGAGGAUGAGAAUGAAAAUUCAACAAUUCCUAAUCAAUCGACAAAAUCUGUGGAUUUGAUCGAAGAAGCCCGCCGGGACUCUGGAAUUGCAAUUGAGGAUGAGGACAAAAAGUCAGAACCCCUCAAUCGUUCACUAAAGCCAAUGUCACGCAAGAAUCUGCUCGCUCAAGGGAUAAUGUCGAGGGGCCGACGAUCUCUGGCCUCUCAGAGUGAAGCAGAUGCUAUGUUCAAAAUCGACGAAGCUUUCACGAAUUUCGUCAUACGGGAACAUCCCGCCGGGUACGUACUGGAUGAAACUCCAUCUAUCCCGCCGGCAUGAUCCUUGUUAUGAAGGACCUGAUUAAGGUUAUUGGGUGCAAACGUACAAUACCUAUGUGCCUCUCGAAACCUUAUGCGAAUCACCGAGGGUGACAAAUCGAUCCCUCAAACCUCUGGCCCAAUGCAAGGGUAAACUCUAUACCGCUCCACAGAACAUCACAGAAGACAUCAAAAGAGCUUUAUAGACAUUCAUGAAACUACGAUCGCUGAUAUGGAGUUUGGAGAGAAUACGAGGGACGGAGUUAGGAGCAUGAUGUUUCUAUAUGAGCAUGCGGAAGAGAGGCAAGGGGCGCAACUGGUGGAGAGCAAUCUGGGAUUUUUAUAGCGGGAUUCGCUGCUCGGAGUUCUAUUUCUAAGAAAAUUGGGCGGAGGAACUGGGUUUUCCGGGAGCGUUGAAUUGCAGUAGCUGCGUCAAAUAGUUGUGAUCAUGGAGACCUCAACAGCUGAGACCAAAUAGAUGAACAAGAUUCAACUUAUGAAACCAUC